UUGGCUGAGCGCACGAAGAGAGCUAACAAUAUAAUAAUUUAUGACGUACCAGAAUCAAACUUGGAUAAACCUUUACAAAGGCAGGAGUAUGAUAAAGAGGAGUGCAGGAAAAUUAUAACUUGUGAGAGCAAAAAAGUAAGCUGUGAUAAUAUGAAAGUAUUUCGUCUUGGUGCACGUAAGUCUCAAGCUGGGGCUCCUGCUCACCCCAUUGAAGUGGUAAUGAAGUCUAAGAAUGAUGCUAUUGAGAUACUUCGUAACAAAACUAAACUGGAUAAACCGUCAAUUAUUAAAUCAGACCAAACUGCCAACUUGAAGUACCUCCGUGAUGAAUUAGAGAAACAUACUAAUAAUCGAGAACAAGGCUUGACUAUCAAGUAUAUACAAGGGCAACCAUAUAUACUUGAUAGUCAAGCCUUGUUCUGCCAUAAAAAAGUAUAUAAAAGGGAAUAA
Parnassius apollo (apollo) is the source of this 450-nucleotide messenger RNA. Lineage: Eukaryota; Metazoa; Arthropoda; Insecta; Lepidoptera; Papilionidae. The record is from the annotation of a GenBank genome assembly.